ACGACUCUCCAAGGAUUCACUCAGCACUAGUCAACACACGGGAGCGCACGUGGGUUCCUGCUCAGCUGUAAUUCGCGUUUUUUGCUGCUAAAAUCGACCGAAAGUAACAGAAUAAACCGGAACAGGUAAGGAACAGGAUCAUGUCGACUCGCAGGAGAAGCACGCGAGCUGCUGUGAGCAGAAAGAGGGCAGAGGAGAAGCAGGAGGAGACUGUGGAGGAAGCUCCAGAACCGGAACCGGAGAACAUGGACCGGACCUCGGUACCAGCAGAGGAGAACCCGGUAACAGAGGCCUUAACUUCAGACAGCAGCCUGGAGAAAGAGAACCAGGUACAUACUGUGGACCCUAACCCUGCUAAACGCAGCAAAACCACUGCGCAUGCGCAGACAGGUGAGCGUGCAGGUAGGACUAUACCGCUUGGCAAACCAAAAUCUGGAAGAGUGUGGAAGGAUCGCAGCAAACAGAGAUUCUCAGCUCUUUUGAGAGAUAAACCCCUGCGUAGCUCCUGGCAGAAGAAGAUGGACGCCAAGAGGGAAAAGGAGCUGGUGAAGAAAUACCAUCAGCAGAUUAAAGAUCAGAAGGCCCAAGAGAAGCAGGAGAAGAGGAAGAGGCGAGAGGAGAAUCUGAAGAGACGUGAGGAGAACGAGAGGAAAGCAGAGAUUGUACAAGUGAUUCGUAACACAGCGAAGCUGAAGAGGAUGAAGAAGAAGCAGCUGAGGAAGAUCGAGAAGAGGGACACGCUGUCCGUGCUGCAGAAGACGCCCCCUGCUGUAAAGAAGGGAGGGAAAGGAGAAUAGGAUGUAAAUAAUGGACCGAUGAUCGCUGGAUCCACACAGACUCUGAUUCAGUUUCUGGAUUAAAUAAAGGAAUCUGCAGCUGAUCCGUGAUGCUGUAGGAUGGUUACAUUAUAGAGAUGCACCGACAUUAACUGAAUAAAAUGAAUUAUUUAGUUAAACCAAAUACCAAAAGCUUUUUUUAAACAGGUUUUAAUGUGAGCAGUGUGGAUCUGCCAUUGCUGCUGCUGCUGCU
Molecule: messenger RNA, 1029 nt
Organism: Astyanax mexicanus (Mexican tetra)
Lineage: Eukaryota; Metazoa; Chordata; Actinopteri; Characiformes; Acestrorhamphidae
Gene: ccdc86
Product: coiled-coil domain containing 86
Exons: 4
Coding region: 141-797 (218 amino acids)
Cellular component (GO): nucleolus
Source: RefSeq, a predicted model, not a curated record